AUGGAGGAGGAUGACAGCCAAAUCGCCUUACAGGCGCUUUCGAGACGCACGACGGAACCUGAAUAUGCUUCCAGCACCGAAGAAGAUAGGACCCGAGAGCCUUCCGCUCUCGACGUGCCUCCAGAUGCCGAUUCAGCUCACCUACCGCACGAUGAACUGCCCGCAUAUUCGCGAGCUGCGCCGAGGAUCCAGGCCCUUGGACGUGGCCACAGCGCAACCCUUCAUCAUUCCCCAUGGGUUCUAUUUGGCACGAUCCUUUUUGCCGCGCUGGUAGUCUACUCUUGGGUCGUGCUGGCUAUUUUGUCAUUUCGUCCGAUGAGUACGCGUAGCUGGGAAGCAUAUACUACUCAAUAUGGCAUUUACCCGCAAAACUUAGACUAUUCGAUCGAUGCGCAGCUAUAUCGCUCGGCGAGAAUCAUACAAUCCAUCGUCAGCGUGCUCAUCUUACCAUGGACCUCAGCUGUCUGCGCUUAUGCAGCAGUGGUUUUUGUCCAGAAUCAAAAAGAUGGGUUGAGCAUGACUAUGCGACAAGUCAUGAAUCUGGCAGAUCGUCGUUGGAUGGAUAUUUCAUUGAUUCCUGAUCUAAUUGCCGGAAGCUGGAAACAGCAUGGAAGUGCUUUGCUGGCCCUAGCCAUCUUCCUUCACUUCCUCGGUCUGAUCAUCUAUCCGAUCCAGUCCAUUGUGAUCAACUCCAACGCGAUUCAUGUUCCUGUUUACCCAAAUGAAAUGGGUCAGAUAAGUGAUCUUGCGCAUAUGAGAGAACAAUACGACGUUACUGCUGGAAGCGACGUGGUCCAAGCUCGCAAUGCUCUCGCUGGGGUAGACAUGCACACCUGGCACCCACAGCUCUGGGAGUAUGGAGGCCACCAGCGAUUCUCAACGUUCGUCAACCUGUCUGCCAUGAACGAUCCAUUCUUUUCUCCUUUGCCGAACGGCUUCAAUACCGGGUUGCUCCGCCAAUAUGCUCCACGCAUCAAUUCAAAUACCUCUGUACGGGUUAUCCAGGAAAAUGAAUAUCCGUCAAACUGCCAUUCUGACCCUACCAACUUUUUCGCCAACUACUCGUCUGUCUACGCGUAUUUACCUGGGAGCAGAUACUCUACUACCUCGACCUGGGUUAUUUCCGCUUGCAUGCUUAGCUCAAACACCACUUCCCCUUGGUCAGCAACCAGAGAUCGCCAAGACUUUUACGAAGUGCUUUAUAUCAAUGCAUCCAAUCAAGAUAGGGAGUAUCCAUCGUCGCCCCUGAAUAAUGGGACACUUCUUGAAGUCAAGCUCCAUACAACUGCCGGCUAUUUUGAGCUUCCGAGCUAUAUGAACAACCAAACUGCAGGACCAUUGCUUGACAAGGAUCCAACGGGAAAUUGUGACAAGGGUGGUUAUAGCUGCAUCCAACAGGCCGCUACGUACUAUCUUGAUUACGCUCGGCAAGUUCGACGCCAAAGUGAUUCAUCCGACAAUUCGAACAAUUCGACCAUGACUACCAACCAAACCCUUCCAUGGUCCCCCAUGCUCACCUCAAAUAAGGGACCUCUGUUGACUACGGCACUCGCCAUCUUUGGCCCGGGAUCAUUUCUCAAUACAUUCUUCCCUGAAUAUUACACCAUUCAACAAAACAUAAUGGGCGCUGAUAUCAACCAGAGUUUAAGCCUAUCCACCAUGUGUAUUGAGAUUGCCCCUCUCACGAAUAUGUUUUCCAGCGCAAUGUACUCUGAGAUUUCAGCAGAUUCAUGUGUCUCAACUAUUCUUACUGCGUCCGGAGGCUAUUAUUACUCUACCAACCCCCACUAUUUAGUCGGCCAGUGGCUUGAUUCAACGUUUUCCAACACGGGAACCCUGACCAACGCCUUGAAUGCUGCUGCGUUCCUUGCGAACAAGCAAUUUGUUGAAUCUCUGGAUUCUUCGUAUGGUAUUUACCAAGACCUCGGCUCUGAAAUGAUGGUUCCGCAGUCCAGUGUGGCCGGUGUGGCUGUGGUUUCCGCAUUUCUGGGCCUGUACAUCCUCAUACUGUUGGCCCUGUCAUUGUAUGGAUGUCGUCAUUACCGCUGGACUUCACGACUGGACUCUUUCGCCAUGCUCCGUUUUGGUGCCGCUUACGGAAAUGGAGUUUUCCCGAUGCUAGUUACAAGCAAAACCCAACAUGUCAAGGAGCUUGACGAAGUUUCUGGUGUGGUUCGUGAAGUUGGUAGUGUUGCUGACGAUGCAAUUAUACCCAUUGGUCGAAUUGGUUUAGGGGAAGGUAAACCCCUGCGGAUGAACCGGAGAUAUGAAUGUUAUCAAGGAGACAAUGAACCCUUGACGACCGAGGAGGCCCUCACGAUCAGGCGCGGUGGCUGA
Molecule: messenger RNA, 2337 nt
Organism: Penicillium cinerascens
Lineage: Eukaryota; Fungi; Ascomycota; Eurotiomycetes; Eurotiales; Aspergillaceae
Exons: 1
Coding region: 1-2337 (778 amino acids)
Source: RefSeq, a predicted model, not a curated record